This is a messenger RNA of Cantharellus anzutake, 885 nucleotides long. RefSeq lists its product as uncharacterized. Bases 279 to 776 code for a protein of 165 amino acids. The record is from RefSeq and is a predicted model, not a curated record. NCBI's taxonomy places the organism in Eukaryota, Fungi, Basidiomycota, Agaricomycetes, Cantharellales, Hydnaceae. The transcript is spliced from 2 exons.
CAACUUUUUUCUUCCUUAGUUCUUGCAACCUCCCUCAAUCAAAUUGUUCAUCCUCUAUCAUAGUUCUGGCCCCGUGGUGUCAAAUGUUCUUCUUAAGCCUCUAGAUUAUCUUUUUCCUUUAUCUGUUCCCGCCCACUCACUCUUUCAUCGUUAAAAAAUUUUUGAUCCAUCGACGCACAUUUCGGUGUACAGGAUUCAUGUUCACACAAGCUUGAUUCCUUGAAGGGAAAUGUGCAAGAACAAACACUACUACCAGAUGUCAUUAAUGCUGGCGCGAUAUGAUAAUUCUAGCAGCGCGUCAGCUUUUGGCACUGGCACAUACCCUCCUGUCCAACUUUGUGUCUCCCGACUCAUGUUAUCUCUUCUCUUCUUUUUUGUUUUUUGAUUUGCAUCUCAAUGCAUAUGCAAUCCAGGGCGCAAGCCACUUCUACGUUCUCGCACAACCUGCAAAAAGUGAUGCGCACUGCAGCAGCAAAAGCGGUCGACGUACACCCUGCAUCGCAAGCGAUGCAUGUGUACUAUCUAAGCGCCCGGUAGUGCGUCGUACUCAGGUGCAAGGUCAACCCGGAGGGAGGGUUACUUUUAACGCAAUUCAAAGCGAGAGAUAUCACUGGCGCUUACCUCUAAUCACUGUGGGGACAUCUCGGCUUGGUUUUUCAUACGCUGCGCGUUUUCUUUUUAGGGGAGACUUUGCGUCCCAUCCGCUGCAAUCAAUCGCUUCAGCGCUAGCACUUGACCAUCUCGCCGCAGCAUGCACCGUCAUAUCGGGGUAUUAAAAAAAAUUGGCACUUAUAGAUAUAAUUUAGGCGCGAACGCCAUAGCAGGUGUGAAUCAACAACAAGUACGUUUCUCUUAUCGUAGUUGGUAGUUGCUCUUAAUUCGCGC